Messenger RNA from Hevea brasiliensis (rubber tree), 1069 nucleotides. RefSeq lists its product as uncharacterized. Lineage: Eukaryota; Viridiplantae; Streptophyta; Magnoliopsida; Malpighiales; Euphorbiaceae. The transcript has 2 exons. The record is from RefSeq and is a predicted model, not a curated record. Bases 234 to 941 code for a protein of 235 amino acids.
GCGUCCAGUCCACAACAUAUGCCACAGUAGUAAAAUUUCCUAAAAUAUAAAGAUAAGGUCCAAAUUCAGAACACAUAACAGCCUCUUAUUUUCAUGUGCCUGAUUUCACGAAAACUGCAACUUGCGGUGAGCUUUUGGUUACUCCACUCAUCUAAUACCACAAGUCUAGUGCCAAAGCUCAAUUCCUCUUCAUCCACAUCUGGAUAGAACUUAAAAUCAUAACUUUUUAGAAAAUGGGUUGCAGGAUACACACUUCAAACCCCCUAAUUCUGUGCAAAUUUUCCACGAGAAUACCAGCUCUUAGAAUUAAAACCGUUGCAUUAUCUUCUAGUCCAAAUCAACGAGACACCAUUUCCACCACCACACUCCCAAAAACUGAUACUUACACCGUUAAUUUCAAAACUUUGGGAGCUUGCAAGCUUGGCAUCUCAAGAUAUCCCGACUUUGAAUAUGAUGCUCAAGGAGGAACAGGAACUGGGACCGCUACCAGGACCAAAAAGGGUGACUUGAAUGAUGAGAUUUCAGUUUCCUUUGACCUGAAAACUCUGUAUAUUCCACCACUGACAAGUGCAACUACUAGGUUUUUAGGAUUGCGAUUGCCACCAGGUUUGAAGAUUGAUGUGGUCCCUGAACUCUUUCAAGGAAGCAUCGAACGAGAUUCUGGUAAGGUUGAUCUUGAGUUCAUGGCCAAGUUCUGGUUUUCUGUUGGGAAUAUCUACAGAGCUCCUCCUCUUCUUGUGAAAACAGUAUUGACAUCAGAAGAAUCAAAUGGAGUGAUACGCAGCGGACAAGGAGAAAGGUUGGAUAGAGAAGGGAAAUGCAGAUUGGUUGGGGUAGCAACUAUCCAACCAAUUGAUGAUGUUUUCAUGAACACCUUCCUUGGUCUUCCUACUGAAUGCCUUGCGAACCUCAAAGCUGAAAUUUCUUUUCCUAAUUCCUGAUGAUGUAAGAAAUCUGGUCCUCAAUACUGCAAAAAGCAUAAAGCCAUUUAUACAGAAAAGCAUACAAGAAUAAUAUGUUCUAGAGCAUCUCAGCAGCAUCAAUAACAUAUGGUUACAAUUUCGAUUCA